Messenger RNA from Encephalitozoon intestinalis ATCC 50506, 3723 nucleotides. Its product is annotated as Rad50-like DNA repair protein. The record is from RefSeq and is a predicted model, not a curated record. Gene Ontology annotation, molecular function: single-stranded telomeric DNA binding; G-quadruplex DNA binding; ATP hydrolysis activity. Gene Ontology annotation, cellular component: Mre11 complex; condensed nuclear chromosome. Gene Ontology annotation, biological process: chromosome organization involved in meiotic cell cycle; double-strand break repair; telomere maintenance via telomerase. The coding region runs from base 1 to 3723 and encodes 1240 amino acids. NCBI's taxonomy places the organism in Eukaryota, Fungi, Microsporidia, Unikaryonidae. The transcript has a single exon.
AUGUCAUCUCUUAAGAAGCUGAUGAUACGAGGAAUAAGGUCAUUCAGCCAUAGAGAGGGUAGUAUACUGGAGUUCUAUUCUCCGUUGACACUGAUAGUUGGGCCCAACGGAACAGGAAAGACAACGAUAAUCGAAUCGCUGAAGUAUAUCAGUACUGGAAGUCUUCCUCCAAACAGUAGAGGUGGAGCGUUUAUCUAUGACCCGAGGGUUGCAAGACUAGUAGAGGUUCAAGGACAGGUGAAGCUUUUGUUUACCAAUGUGCAUGGGGAGACGAUGGUAUGUUCGCGCUCUCUUCAGUUAACACAGAGAGGAGGUAAGAAGGAACAAAAAACACUGGAAAGUAUGGUGUGGGCUGAAAAGGAUGGAGGAGGAGUGAGUGGAAGGAGUGGAGAUGUCGAUACGGAGAUGCCACAGCACUUUGGGGUGUCGAGUAGUGUACUGGAAAACGUUAUAUUCUGCCAUCAGGAGGAAAGCACAUGGCCUCUUGGAGAACCGAUUGUUGUCAAGAAGAAGCUAGACGAGAUAUUUGCAUCUGUGAAAUAUGGGAAGGCCUUGGACAGUCUGAAGUCAUCAAAGAAAGAAUGCUCUUCGGAUAUCCGGAUGAAGAUGCAAGAGCUAGAGUUCCUGAGAAAGAUGAAGGAAAGGAAGGAAUCGCUGGAGUCACGGAUAAGAAAUGGAUGUGGAUCUAUUGAAAGAAAUGAGAUAAAACUUGAAGCCUAUGGAAAUGAAAUAAGAAGAUGUGAAAGAAUUGUUGAAGAGAUAGAUAUGGAGCUUGAGAAGAAUGGGGAAAGGGAGAAAAGGGCAUAUUUGCUAAGAAACGAACAUAAGGAACUAAAGAGCUUUAUUGAUGGGCUGAAGGAAAAGAGGUUGGAGUUGGAAGAAGCAAGAGAAAUUUUGAGCAGAGAGUUCCUGAAGAGGGUAGAGGAAAGGUACGAGAGGAUGAAGAUGGAUGCAGAGGAAAAGGAAGCAAGAUUCAGGAGUCUGAGCGAGAAAAGAAGCAGCUAUCUCCGGAGUAAGGGGGAACUCGACGGAGUGUUUUCGGAGAUAUCUGUUAAGUCCUCUCUGUUAGAUGAAGCAAAACGGCAGAAGACAGAGGCUUUUAAGAACCUUUCAUUGGAGCUGAGGGUUGAGAAGGACUUCAGGGAAACGGCUCUUGAGGUUUUCAGGAAAGUGGAGGAAGACAUUGGAGACAAAAAGAAACGUAUAAAUGAGCUUGAGGAGGAGCUUCGGAAGCUGAAGGAGGAAGAGGGGAAUCGGACGAAAAUCCUCUUUGAGAAGAGAAGAAUAGUGGACGAAUAUGAGGGUCUUGAGGACAAUGGAAGUAUAGAUGUUUCUGUCUCAUAUUUGGAGGAGAUGGAGAGGCUUAAGAUGGAGAUAAGUGGAGAUAGAGAGAUGGAGGCCUUGGAAGAAAGGUUAGAGGACUAUCAAAGGAGGUUGAACGAUGCAUAUAGCAUUGCAGAGAAAAACUUCAUGGUGAGCCAGAUAAGAAACAGAAAGAAAGAGAUUGAGGGGAUUCUGAGCGAGGUUAAUGUCUCUGAGCUUCACCAGAAACUUGAGAGACAAAGAAUAGAACUUAGAAAGAAGGAGAGGAAGGCAAAGAAGAUUGAGACAGAAAUAAAUCUUAAGAAGGCUGAAAUGAUGCAAAGAGAGAAGGAGAAUGAAAGAAUCAAAAGGGAAAUAGGUCGGAAGUGUGAGGAGCUUAGAGCCAUGCAACUCAAAGCUGGAGAUCAAGCAGUGCUAGAGUUAGAGGUUUCAGGAUUCUACUACAAAAAUGAGUGUGAAGUGGAAAAGGCAAGGGAAAUUGUAGAAAGAAAUCGAACAUUCUUUGGAGCGGAUUCAGCAAUGUUUGGAGUUGACCUACUGAACUUUGAAGGAUUCUAUGGAAAGAAGGAGGCCUUUGAGCUUUGGGAUAUGACAAGUGAGUCAGAGAGUUUGUGGAGAGAAAAGAUUUAUAGAGAAAUGCUGGAGGAUGGAAGAAGAAGCCAUGGAUGUCCUAUUUGCCACCGAUCCUUUUCUAUGGAGGAAGAGAUAGGGUUUAAAAGAAGACUGGAGCUUGCAAUUGAAAGAGUCUCUUUAGAAGGGAAAGAAAAUACAUCCAAGAGACAAAGUAGGGGAAAGACGGAAAUAGAGAGGAUCAAUGAAGGAGUGAUGGAUAGAAACAGGAAACGAGAAGAGAUUGUUGGGCUUAUUCUGAAAUACGAGCCUAGCGAAGGCAUAGUAGAUGAGGAAGUUCUAGAGGAGAUGGAGUUAGACAUCCUGGACGAGUCUGAGGGAAUCAAGAAAACAGAGUUUUAUCUUUCAUUAGUUUCCGAGCUAUUUUCGAUAGAGGGGAAGCUGAAGGAUGAAAAGGAAGGAGAGUCUGUUCAGGAGCUGAAGUCAAUGAUUGAUGGAAUAAAGAAGAUCUAUGAGGAGAAGAGAGGGGAGAUGAAAAGAAAGAAAGAAAGGAUUGAGUAUCUUGAGCGGAAGCAGGAAGUAGUUAGGGCAGAGAAAGAGAUCCGAGAAAAGAUCAAUUUUCGAGAGGAUGCAAAAGAAGCCAUUCGCCAGAUUGAGAGGAGUAGCAUAAGAGCGAGGAUUGCAGAAGUCUCUGAGGAAGUAUUGCGAAAGAAAGGCAGGGUUGAGAAGAUUCUGGAGAAGUUUUCGAGAAAGAGAGUAGAGUUGGAAAUGAGUAUGGAGAUUUUCUACCAAAAGGAAAAGGAAAUAGCAGUGCUUGAAAAAGAGAUAGAAGAGCUGAACAGUAAGGUGAAGAAGCUUCUUCAUAUUGAGUAUUGUGAUGAGGCUAAGGAUGAAGGGAAGUUUGAUGCUGUGAGAAAUGAGCUCCUUGAGAAGAAAAAUGAGGUUUUGGAGGCUGGACAGAAGAUUCGUACUAUGCAUGAAAUGCGUGUCCUGGCAGAGGAGAGUGUGAAGUAUUACGAAAGACAAAGGAUAAUUGAAGAAAUAGAGAAGGAGUUGUCUGAAAUUGACUUUGAGUAUCUAACCAGACUUAGAGAGAAGAAACAGCUUUUGGAAGAAAAGAAGAUGAAGCUGAUUGCACAGAAGUCAUUAUUACUAGGGGAAUGCAAGCAGAUUGCUCUGGGGAUAAAGUCCUGUAGGCAGGAGCUUCAGAAAGAUCAUGAAAAGACUGUAGAGGACUAUAACAAAUGCUUCAUUGAAGUUAAGGCUCUGGAGAUAUCUUCUCUGGACCUCGAGAAGUGCAUCCAGGCAUUGGACAAGGCUAUUGUGGAUUUCCAUACCUCGAAGUUAGAAGAAGUCAAUGCAACGCUGAAGGACCUGUGGAUGAAUACUUACCGAGGAGAUGACGUUGACUGGAUAGAGAUCAAGACAGAGAGUUCGGGCCAAAGAACAUAUAACUACAAGGUUGUAUUUAUCAAAGGAGGGGUGGAGCUCGACAUGAGAGGAAGGUCGAGUGCCGGACAAAAGAUGAUAGCUAGCAUUCUCAUAAGACUGGCGCUUGCAGAUUCCUUUGCUUCCAACUGUAAUAUAUUGGCUCUUGAUGAACCAACGACCAAUCUCGACAGAGACAACAUAGAAAGCCUUGCAUUCACUCUCUCCAAGAUAAUCUCGAAGCACAAAAAGGAUUCCAACUUCCAGCUGAUUGUAAUCACACACGACGAGGAUUUUGUCCAGCUGCUAAGUAGAGACGGGCCUGAAUACUUCUAUAGACUCAGUAGAAACGGAAAUGGAGACUCUACAAUUGUAAGACAUUCUGUGUACGGAAUGGAAUAA